AUCUCAGCUUCAAUAUUUCUUCUGUCGCUGUGCUGCCGCACAAACCCCCACGAUUGCCACCAGCACCCAACCAUAUCUUUCAAUUUAGCAAUGAAGGUACAGUCGCGCUAAAAGCCGCCUCCAGCACGUUCAAAAAUGGCGUCAAAAACGUGGGCGACCAAGGUUCGAGCGUCUGCCGAGCGAUGGAAGCCCGUCCCUCAAUACCCCCUAAGUGAGCUGAUGAGCAAAGCCUGCGCUGGCCCAAGGAAACGUGCGGUGAAGUUUCCGCAACUAGCCAAUGAUGAGCUUGGAGAUCACAUGUUGCAGCGUAUCUCACCCUUCCUCCGUCGCAAUGCCCCCCUGGAUAUUCUCGACCUAUGGCCAGGUAACGGACUCUGGUCUUCUAAAAUCAACGAAGCGCUCCGUCCGCGUCGACAUGUUUUGUUGGAACCCGAGUUACAGCUUUGGGGAAAGUUUCUGGAGCCUUUAGCCAAAAACAACGAGUGCUACAAAAUUGACUCCACGAACCCUCGUUUGAUCGAGGAUUGGAAGAGCAUCCUGACUCAAUAUUUCCCGGAGCAGGGCCCGGAGAAUUCCGAUAACAGCGGUGCGCUUCCUUGCAAUCACACUCUGCUGGUGCUCGCCAACUUGUCGAUGCCAAACUCCAAUAGGGAUCAUAUGACUGCCACCCGAUGGAUGUCUAUGUUCUUGGAUAGUUGUCUGCGGCAAACAGGCUUGCAUUCGUACGGUGCUGUUCGUAUCUUGGCUACGAUGCCUCAGGAGGAUGCUCAAGCCAUCCUCCCUCGCCAAGUGAACGACCGCAAGCGUCUCGCCUUAAUCGCCGAGAAUGUCGCUCUGCACAACUUCGAGGUUGCCGCACACCAGGAGGACUACUACUGGGCCAACACCAGGGGCUUCGAACGCACUAAGGCGGAUCGCGAGCGUCUCAACGAACGAGCGACGGCCAACGGUUUUCCGCCAAUCCCAGGUCGCGAGCCAGCUCCUUUCGUCGCUGUCCCCGAUCUAUCCCUGCUUGACCAACCUGUUGCCAGAUCGAGCAUCUACACUCUCCGCAUCCUGACCGAGGCUCAUGCGAAUUUGUUGAAAACCAUCGAAGAGUUAGGUAACACGCCGCCGACCUCGCCGGACUACGCGAAGGCCAGGGCGGCCCGCGGCCGCCUAAUUACUCGGGUCAGACAAGAGCACCAGAUAAUGAGCAUCACUCAAGCUUUGUCGCGUAAACUCGCACGGCUAGAUGAGCUGAGUAGGAACAUAGCCCGCGUCGCCGCGCGGCCGACCACCACUCUCGCCGAUCUCGAGCCGCUCCUCUCCGAAACUGCCGCAGUGAAGCAAGAAAUCGCCGACACCAAGAUAGUGAAUCAAAAGAAAUCCUGGAGCCAAAUGCAGUUUAUGUGGGACGAUACGCGCCGCCAGGCCUCGGACGAGCUGACGCCCACGACCCUCCUGGCCUGGGACCGGCGGCCCUUCGAAGCUCUCCUCAUCAACGACGAAGAAUUGUACCCGCGGGGAGACAAACGCAGCAUGAUCUACUUCGAGCCGAACCCGGACUCACCGGUGGCGAGCAAAUUCUCCCCGCUCGACGCCGCCGCGCGCGCCGACGCCCACGGGCUCUUCGAGGUCCUCUCGCUCUCCCUCUGGCGUGGCCGCGAGAUCAUCACCCUCCACGAGAUCCUACCCCUGGUGUUCCCCGGCCGGUCGAUCAACGACUGUGUGCGCGCCAUCCCCAGCCUGGCCCAGCACGCGAUCCGCACCCCGAAGCCCGAUUUCGACUCCCUGCCCAAGACCCUCGUCUCCGAUGCCAACUCCACUAAUCCCGACAACAACAACAACAACAACGCCGAGCUCGACCCCGCUUUGUGCUUCCAGGAGAACCUCAACUACGAUUUCAAAGAUGUGCGCCUGCACAUCAUCGGCUGCCCGGUCAUCUGGGACAUCUGUAUCGAGUACUCACGCUACGAGUCCCGACAAUCUCUCACGCAGCUCGCUCGAUCCCUCGGCGCCACGAUGACGGGGUACCGCGCCGGUGCCCAUAUCUUGCGGGGCAAGAAGAUCCACUGAGUUGGCUAGCAUACCGAUCAAACACCCCCCUCUCCUCCCCC
This is a messenger RNA of Aspergillus homomorphus CBS 101889, 2099 nucleotides long. RefSeq lists its product as uncharacterized. NCBI's taxonomy places the organism in Eukaryota, Fungi, Ascomycota, Eurotiomycetes, Eurotiales, Aspergillaceae. Bases 136 to 2058 code for a protein of 640 amino acids. The record is from RefSeq and is a predicted model, not a curated record. The transcript has 2 exons.